Molecule: messenger RNA, 2310 nt
Organism: Giardia duodenalis
Lineage: Eukaryota; Fornicata; Diplomonadida; Hexamitidae
Product: Solute carrier family protein
Exons: 1
Coding region: 1-2310 (769 amino acids)
Biological process (GO): amino acid transmembrane transport
Molecular function (GO): amino acid transmembrane transporter activity
Source: RefSeq, a predicted model, not a curated record
AUGGUGCGUAGGAGCGACAGGAAAGCACUCGAGUCACUUUCUGGGGAUGCUGUAAAGGUCUCUGCUGGCUCGGCAAAGGUCAAAAAGGAGCAGAGUGACUUUUUGGCCACAUAUGGCACAGCCCUAACCCUCUCCAAUACGAUGGUCGGGGCUGCUCUCCUUUCUCUUCCAUUUACCAUUGUGCGCCUCGGGUGGGUCGUGGCGCUAUUCAUCAUGGCAUUUGCAUUUACCUACAGUCUUUUUGGAUUUUAUGCAAUCAUUGACACAGCCCAUUUCACACAAUCUCGGACGCUGCGGGGUUGUGUAGUUGCCAUGUUUGGGAACAAGAUAGCAAUGGCGAUGGACGUCUGCAUUGUCCUAAUGUACACCGGGCUCUUAGUCGUCUACAUCUCUAUUUGCGGAGAAUACAUCAGCGCGUGUAUCACGGGAUUCUCACACGGAAAAGCCUCUUUUAGAUUGGAGUAUAUCAAGGUAAUCAUCGGAGUUCUGUUGAUCCCUACAACAAUAUUGAAGUCUCCCGCCGCUCUCAGCAACAUCUCUGGCUUCUGUAUCCUCUUUAUACUGAUCACUGUUCUCUCUGUCUUUGGCUACUUCAUCGCUGGAUUAGUUAAAAAGGAGGUGGCAUGCAACGUUGCAGGAAUCACCGAAAGCUCUCUCUACAAGAAAGCUCUGAGCAAUGGGUUUGCUGGGCCGUCGCAGGACUCCACCAUCGGAUCAUGGAAACCCUUUCCCAAUCCUAUGUUCAUCUACGCCCCUGCACACACUGUCCCGUGGAUGGCGUUUCUCGAAAUUGUCAGACGUGUUUCUGUCUUCAUGCCACUGUUUGGGUGCCAUGCGAGUAUUGCCCCGCUCCUCUCUGAGCUUCAGGGUACCCCAAACAAACGUCGUCUUCUCUUGAAGAAGGCAAUUACUAUCGCUAUCACAGUCAGCUUGAUCCUAUAUCUCCUCAAUGGGAUUGGGUCUGCACUUAUGUUUAGUCAAGUCAUACAAGCAAACGUACUCAUCUCCUUCCCCCCGUCCAAUAUCUACAUGACUGUUAUUCGCCUUCUUUACGCUUUCGUGGUUGCUUUAUCGUUUGCAAUUAUCAUGUUUCCAAUUCGAGUAAUCAUCAUGUCGUGGUGGAACAUAGAUAAACAGACGCGGAAAGGUCACAUUAUCUUUAUUACAAUCGGAGUGUCCCUUACCGUUGUGGCCGUACUAAUGUCAACAUUCAUUCCUUCAAUAGACACAGUCUUUAAUGCAAUAGCUGCGCUAUUUGGUAUAGCAGUAUACUGGCUUGUCCCAUUGUUCAUCCGGUGGAAGGUUCCUGAAAUUGCAGCUCACUCACGCAUACCUCACACAGACGACGAUGAUGAAGUAGGGUACGUAAACCCUGAGGCUCUCCCAGAGCCUCACAGAAGGGACACUGUCCUGAAGAGAGGUAGGACCGACUCUGUUGCCGUUGGCGCCUUUGCAUUUUUGGGGAUGACCAUGGGCCAGGCGCGUACGAUGAGCAAGGUUUUCGUUCGAGAACGCUCCAUAAACAACAGAGAAAGGUCACGAUCUCAAAUUAGAACGGAGCAACGGGCUAAUGAGACGCGCAACCGUGCGGCAACACUGGCAGCUCCCCAAAAGGCCGAGGUGGCAUCCAUUUUGUCCAUUAAAGGGUACAGUUCGCAAACAAGGACACAGGAGUCAUCAGCAAAUGAGUUGGCUCCCUGCGUCGUGAGAUCUGGGAUAGAAGAAGUGGGCGGAUCGUCUCAUAACAUUUGGCAGACGUCUGGUCAGUCUGUAGAUCCCAGUAUGCCUUCUACAUCUGCACCUGCGCCUACACUUGCUCACACAGCUUGCACAGGGCCCCCCAAGCCAGAAGAAAAGCCUAGCCUUCCUGUUCCUAGACGGCUGAGCCAACGUGCUUUCCCAGCACCUGCGCCUACCUCAGAAAGCGCACUGGCAGUAGCCACUGCAAAUCGCUACAGGGCAAUGUCCAUUGCAGACUCUAAGCCAACACAUACGUUCGAUCUCUUAACUGAACAGACCAAUAUACACAACGCUUCUUUACUUGCAGAUCCUAAUUUGCCGGAGGACAUGCGUAUUGCUUUGGAAGUGGCUGCUGAGCUAGAGCAGAAUGGAGGCACAUUGGAGGCUCCCAGUGAAGAGUAUCCCGAGCCUGACAUGACGGAUCCGUGGCGUGUCGCGUUGCUGAAGAAGAUGACCAAGUGCAGAAAAGUUACCAUUAUCUGCAGUGCAUGCGUGAUUGUUGUCAUGAACUUGACUGCCUUUUUCCUCUCCACAUUUGUCAACACGGAUACAUUUAAAUGGAUCUUCUAA